AUGGCGCCGACACGCUCGCUAGCCCUCCUGGCGCUCUGCGCAGGCCUCAUCCUCGCCGCCCCCCAAUCCGAGACCAAGCACGCCCUCGCCGACGCCCUCUCCCUCGACCAGCUCGACGAGCAGCUCCAGUCGUGCGCCAUUGUGCAGGACCUCAACGCGGCCAAGGCGGCGCAUCACGCCGCCGCCCCGAGCUCCGUGACAGAGAAGCUCUUUGCCGUCCUCUUCCCAGGCUCGCCGGCCGUCAACGCCCUCCUGGCGACGCUGUACAUCUCGGGCCCGCCCAACUUCCUCCUCGCUCUGUGCCCGACCAACAUUGACCCGUCCAGCCUGAGCGUCAUGGUGGCCUUUGCCGUCGGCGGCUUGCUGGGUGACACGCUCUUCCACCUGCUGCCCGAGAUUUUUCUCGGUGAGGACGAGCAGGAGCGCAUCCGGCUCGUGCUCGUCGAGCCGAACCGCAACCUGCUCCUCGGUCUCGGCAUCCUUGUGGGCUUCAUGGUCUUUGUGGCCAUGGACAAGGGCCUGCGCAUCGCCACCGGGGGCGCGGCCCACGACCACUCUCACGGUCACGCACACGAGCACGUCGAGGGCACGAGCUCGGCAUUGGACAAGGCGGACGGCGAGGUCAAGAACAGGAAGAAGGGCGGCAAGGGCAAGGGCAAUGGCAAAAAGGCCAACGCGGUCUCCAAGGAGGUCAACCCCAGCGUGAAACUGGGCGGCUACCUGAACCUCAUCGCCGACUUUACGCACAACAUCACCGACGGCCUCGCCAUGUCGGCCAGCUUCUACGCCAGCCCCACUAUUGGCGCGACGACGACCGUGGCCGUCUUCUUCCACGAGAUCCCGCACGAGGUGGGCGACUUUGCGCUCCUCGUGCAGUCGGGCUUCUCCAAGCGCGCGGCCAUGGGAUCCCAGUUCAUCACGGCCAUUGGCGCCCUGCUCGGCACGCUCAUCGGCAUCGCGGUGCAGGAGAUGGGCGGCGCCGGGGCGGAUGAUGGGGGCGAGGGCAUGCCGCGCACCGCGGGCCUCUGGGGCACGAGCCUGACGUGGGGGGACAUGCUGCUGCCCUUUACGGCGGGCACGUUUCUCUAUGUCGGCACGGUGGCUGUCAUCCCGGAGCUGCUCGAGACGGGCCGGAACAAGGGCGAGGAGCUGCGGAAGACGCUGGUGCAGUUUGCGGCCGUGGCGCUGGGCGCGGGUAUCAUGCUGUACAUCUCAUGGCACGACUAG
Messenger RNA from Emericellopsis cladophorae, 1227 nucleotides. Its product is annotated as Histidine-rich membrane protein KE4-like protein. The transcript has 2 exons. The record is from RefSeq and is a predicted model, not a curated record. Gene Ontology annotation, molecular function: zinc ion transmembrane transporter activity. NCBI's taxonomy places the organism in Eukaryota, Fungi, Ascomycota, Sordariomycetes, Hypocreales, Bionectriaceae. Gene Ontology annotation, biological process: intracellular zinc ion homeostasis; zinc ion transmembrane transport. The coding region runs from base 1 to 1227 and encodes 408 amino acids. Gene Ontology annotation, cellular component: membrane.